UUAGCUGCGCCAUCUAUUCUGAAAAGCAGUUUGAGAGUAGUUCAAAUAUUCCAGUUAUUUGUCACAACAAUAACAAAAAAACUUGGUCGUUCUAAAACGUUUUUGCUUUAGAUGUGAAAUUUAGGACAAUGUCCGAUUUGGUGGCGAAAUGCGUUCUCCGCGUUGAAGUAAAGGAACAAGAAGAAGCUAAUACUCUGCAAGACCCUGACCGCAAACAAAAAGGCAGGGGACAGAGGAAAGCUCGCAACCUACGGGUCGAAACUUUUCCAAGUCGCUUGGAGAGUCCCAGGGAAGAUUGGGGACUUCUGCCCGUGUGCUCUCGGGAACAAACCCCUGUUACAGAGAAAGAUCCACAGGAAAUAGCCCAGGAGCGUGGAGAAAUAGGUUUUUUCAGUGGUAAUCCGUUCGUUGAAAUUACAAAGGGCAUACUACACCUUUAUAAAGAAGAUGUAUUAACAAGUCGCAAAGAUGCUCUAACUCUAUGUUUAUUGGGAGUGCCAUGUUCCAUGACAUGCCACGAUAUGUUAGCUUAUACAGCACCUUGCCAUGCUGAUAUUUCUCAUAUUCGAGUGUUAAGAGACUCAUCACCCAACCAGUAUAUGUGCCUGCUGACGUUUAGAAACCACGAUGCUGCCGUGGAAUUCUAUUUAACCUACAACGGAACGCCAUUUAGCACACUCGAACCUGACAUACUAUGCAGAAUUGUGUGGGUGUCUCAAGUCGAAUGGGCCCACGAUGGUUCAGCUCCUCCCGGACAUACAGAAUUGCCCACGUGUCCAGUAUGUCUGGAACGAAUGGACGAGUCAGUGGACGGUGUGUUAACGAUAUUGUGUAACCACGCUUUCCAUGCCAAUUGUCUCGAACAAUGGGGCGACCUGACGUGCCCCGUGUGUCGUUGCGUGCAAAGCCCUGAACAAGCGGAAACCUCCGAAUGUGAGAGUUGCGGGAAGUCCGCACCAUCUCCGGACGCAUUAUGGAUUUGCUUGAUUUGCGGUCACGUAGGUUGCGGGAGAUAUUUAGGUGGUCAUGCGGCUUCCCAUUAUCGAGAAUCAGGACAUUGCUAUGCUUUGCAACUUGGUUCCCACAGAGUGUGGGACUAUAAAGGGGACAAUUUUGUCCACCGACUUCUGCAAAAUAAAGGUGAUGGCAAGCUGGUGGAAGGGCCACCAUCUGAGGCGGAACAUGCACAGGAAAAGGUUGACUCUGUUCAGCUGGAAUUCACAUAUUUGCUAACUUCUCAGUUGGAUCAGCAAAGGAUGUACUUUGAAAACAAACUAUCAAUGCUGGAAAGCCAGCUAUUGGACGAAACUCAUCACCUAAGGAACAAAAUUGUCACGCUGUCUGACGAAAACAAGCAGCUGCGAACGAAACUUCACACGGCUACGAAAGAAAAACAAGCGCUUGAAAAGAAAAUUCAGCAGCAAAAUUCCAAACUGACUUCAACUUUACAAGAUUUGAGCGAAGAGAAACAGCUCGGGAAAGCGCUGAGGAACAAUCAACAGCAAUGGCAGACGAAAAUGUCUAAAUUAGAACAACAGUUCAAUGAAAUGAAGACGGUGAAAGAUAAUGAAGUGAAGGAGCUUCAGGAGCAAGUGCGAGAUCUUAUGUUUUUUAUCAACGCGCAACAGGUGAUCGAGAAAUCGGGACAAAAAGAAGAGAUAGCUGAAGGUUCAAUAACGAUAGGAGACCCUCCUGAAACGUCGAAAACUAAACGGGGACGGAGACGCAAAUAACUUGUUACUCACUGAUAUUUACGUUUUUUCCGUUAUCUUGAUUUAAAUGUGCGAAUGCUACUAGAAGUAUUUACUCAAUAAAUUAUAGCGCAUCAUACCAAUUAAUCUCUGUUUAUCCCAUUUGUCACAUUAGAUAAACGUUUUUAUUCUCAAACGUAGUAAAUAAAAACAAAAAUUAACAACACAAAGGGCACUGUACGGGCCCAUCCCUUUAAUUUGUUGAGCGACUAUUAAUUACGCUCUACGAUAAUAGUAGCCGUUACUUUUCUAAAUUUUUUCCCGUGAAAC
This is a messenger RNA of Cylas formicarius (sweet potato weevil), 2021 nucleotides long. RefSeq names its product BRCA1-associated protein. Gene Ontology annotation, molecular function: zinc ion binding; ubiquitin protein ligase activity. The record is from RefSeq and is a predicted model, not a curated record. Lineage: Eukaryota; Metazoa; Arthropoda; Insecta; Coleoptera; Brentidae. Gene Ontology annotation, biological process: protein ubiquitination; Ras protein signal transduction. The transcript is spliced from 8 exons. Gene Ontology annotation, cellular component: cytoplasm. Bases 129 to 1733 code for a protein of 534 amino acids.